Acanthopagrus latus (yellowfin seabream) is the source of this 2098-nucleotide messenger RNA. RefSeq lists its product as uncharacterized. Lineage: Eukaryota; Metazoa; Chordata; Actinopteri; Spariformes; Sparidae. The record is from RefSeq and is a predicted model, not a curated record. Bases 1026 to 1979 code for a protein of 317 amino acids. The transcript is spliced from 2 exons.
AAAGCCCAUUGAGACAAUGCCAGAACAUCUGCUGGAAACUGAGCAUCUCCACUGGCAGCAGGCGAAAUCCACCCUGCUGGAGGAGACUGAGAAAUCCAGAGCUCAGUUAGACGAGCAGAAACACGAGAACAGCACCCUCCUGGCUGCUCUGAGGAAUGUUGAGCAAAAACUGGAGAGUUGUCAGUUGGAGUGGCAGGAGGAAAAGACAUCCCUCAUUCAGGCCACAGAAGGCUUCAAGAAGAGCAUGCAGGAUAUGCAACAGGAAGCAAAGGAAGAUUUGGAAAGAUUCCAGGCUUCCCAUCAAGCCCAUCUUGAGGAGCAGAAAGAGGAGACCAGGAAGAUCGCAUCUGCCCUUAACAAGGUCGAGGAUCUGCUGGAGACUGAGCGCCUCAGCUGGCAGGGGGAAAAAUCAUCCCUGCUGGAGGAAAUGACAUCCCUCCUUCAUGUCACUGAAGGUCUCAAGGAGACUAUGCAGGAGAUUCAACAGGAAAGAAAGGAGGCUUUGGAAAGAAACGCCAGUCACCAGGCAGAGUGGCAAACAUCCCUCACGAGUAUCGUGAACAGUGAAAUCCCGGCUGGAAGAGCUCAUGAGUAAGAAGAACAAGAUGAAGAAGAAGAAAUGGUAGAGGAGGUUCUUCUAAUGCCCAGAUCCACACUAUGAACUGAGACUGACUCAAACAAACGCAGCAGACAUGUAUUUUAGAUGAAUUAAACAUAUAUACUUCCAAACAACAUCAUAAAUUAAGGCCUUUACAUUUUUAUAAAAAACAACAAGCUCUGAUCGUGUUGCCAUAGCAACCACAUGAGGAAGAUCAAAGGACAAUGCCCAGAAUGUUGGAAUGUUAUAAAUAGGAGCUCUGACUUUAUAUUUGCCAUUUGUGUUUAGACCUCAGUCGGAUACACAACUCUUUGUCGCAAUGGAGCAGAAAAAAGAAUGACACCAAACGAGGCGAGAAGAGAAUUAAUAAAAACCAAGGAGCAAGUUAGUUCACUGGUGAAGAAAGUAGGAAUAAAUCCAAAAAGCGAUGGUUCUCAGGGCAGGAGUAGACCGAGAAGCCAGAGGAGAGACAACACAGAGGUUCAGCAGAGGACAGAUUGGGAAGAUGUGGAAGACAACUCAGAGAAGGCUCGACCUUCAGCUGCUAUGUUUUCCCCUUUUGGACACUUGCACUUGCUCAAUGAACCUGAAGAGCAGUCUGAGAUGCAGACUCCUCCCAGCAGGGAGAACCCUGCGCCUCAGACAAAAACCCAACAGCUUGAGGCCGAUCUUGUAUUCGAGAGUCCUAAAGUUCAGAAACUGCAGGAAAAAGUGGCCAGGAAAGAGGCCAAUAAGACUGCAGAGUAACAGAAGAUGGAAUCUGCCCUUAAAAAGGCCAGAAGAUCUGCUGGAAAUUGAGCGUCUCCACUCGCAGCAGGCGAAAUCCACCAUGUUGGAGGAGACUGAGAAAUCCAGAGCUCAGCUAGACGAGCAGAAACACGAGAACAGCACCCUCCUGGCUGCUCUGAGGAAUGUUGAGCAGAAGCUGGAGAGUUAUCAGUUGGAGUGGCAGGAGGAAAAGACAUCCCUCAUUCAGGCCACAGAAGGCUUCAAGAAGAGCAUGCAUGAUAUGCAACAGGAAGCAAAGGAAGAUUUGGAAAGAUCCCAGGCUUCCCAUCAAGCCCAUCUUGAGGAGCAGAAAGAGGAGACCAGGAAGAUCGCAUCUGCCCUCAACAAGGUAGAAGAUCUGCUGGAGACUGAGCGCCUCAGCUGGCAGGGGGAAAAUUCAUCUCUGCUGGAGGAAAUGACAUCCCUCCUUCAUGUCACUGAGGGUCUCAAGGAGACUAUGCAGGAGAUUCAGCAGGAAAGAAAGGAGGCUUUGGAAAGAAACGCCAGUCACCAGGCAGAGUGGCAAACAUCCCUCACGAGUAUGGCGAACAGUGAAGUCUCUCAAACACGCGCACUUGUCCUGCCUGAGGUUUUCGCCAGGCGCUCCAGUUAGCAUACUGUAACUGAAGAAGAAAUUCUUUAAUUAUAAAAAAAAAAUUAAGGUUAGUUCAUAAAACUGACAAAUACACAAGAACAAAUGUGUGUAUAUACCCAGCCAUAUGGGACUACCCC